AUGUGGCUGUACCUGGCGGCAGUGCUGGCGGGGCUGUACCUGCUGCGGCGCUGGUACCGGGAGCGGCAGACGGUGCCGAGGCUCUCGGAGAAGUACGUGCUGAUCACGGGCUGCGACAGCGGCUUCGGGAACCUGCUGGCACGGCAGCUGGACACGCGGGGCCUGCGGGUGCUGGCCGCCUGCCUGAGCGACAGAGGGGCCGCGCAGCUGCGGGCGGCCGCCUCGCCACGGCUGCAGACCGUCCUGCUGGACGUCACCUCCAGCCGGAGCAUCGCCGCCGCCGCCGCCUGGGUCCGGGAGCGCGUGGGUGACCGAGGUCUCUGGGGGCUGGUGAACAAUGCGGGGACCGCUGUCCCCACCGCCCCUAACGAGUGGCUGACCAAGGAUGACUUCGUCAAGGUGCUGGACGUCAACCUGGUCGGCCUCAUUGAGGUGACGUUGAGCCUCCUGCCCCUGGUGAAGCGGGCGCGGGGCCGGGUGGUCAACGUGGCCAGCGUGAUGGGCCGCGUCUCCUUUUUCGGUGGGGGGUACUGCAUCUCCAAGUUUGGUGUGGAGGCCUUCUCCGACAGUCUCCGGCUUGAGAUGCGCAACUUCGGGGUGAAGGUCAGCGUGAUCGAGCCAGGCUACUUCAAGACGAUGAUCACCAACGCCGAGAACCUGGAGAAGAAUUUUCUUUCCAUCUGGGAGAAGCUCCCGGAGGAAACCAAAGCGAGUUACGGGGAGAGUUACGUGAAGCAGUUUUUGGUAACAGUCAGGAAGAUGCAGCAGAAAUGCAACUCCAACACGACACUGGUCACAGACUGCAUGGCGCAUGCGCUGACCAGCUGCUUCCCACGCACCCGCUACUCUGCGGGCUGGGAUGCCAAGCUGUUCUACAUCCCCCUCAGCUACCUGCCGUCAGCCCUCACGGAUGUCCUAUUCACCUGGUCCUACCCCAAACCUGCCCAGAAAGCCUAAGGCAGGGAUCUGGCGUAGGCAGCCGACAGGCAGCAGCAGCCAGGGCCCAGCAGCGCAGGAUGGGAUACAGCAUCGCCCCCACCCAAGGCCAUGACCAUAGGUUCCUGAAUUUCUAACUUGAUGUACGUCUCACAACCCCCUGUGCCCUGCUAGC
Molecule: messenger RNA, 1111 nt
Organism: Gavia stellata (red-throated loon)
Lineage: Eukaryota; Metazoa; Chordata; Aves; Gaviiformes; Gaviidae
Product: retinol dehydrogenase 16-like
Exons: 4
Coding region: 1-957 (318 amino acids)
Molecular function (GO): oxidoreductase activity
Source: RefSeq, a predicted model, not a curated record